Sceloporus undulatus (fence lizard) is the source of this 2531-nucleotide messenger RNA. Its product is annotated as dual specificity protein phosphatase 22-A-like. Gene Ontology annotation, cellular component: cytosol. NCBI's taxonomy places the organism in Eukaryota, Metazoa, Chordata, Lepidosauria, Squamata, Phrynosomatidae. The transcript has 8 exons. Gene Ontology annotation, biological process: protein dephosphorylation; positive regulation of JNK cascade; regulation of cell population proliferation. The record is from RefSeq and is a predicted model, not a curated record. The coding region runs from base 710 to 1348 and encodes 212 amino acids. Gene Ontology annotation, molecular function: protein tyrosine/serine/threonine phosphatase activity.
AUACACGUUGGGAAUGUCUUAACGCAUGCUCUCUCUGGGCAGGAAGAAACAGAACCACAGCUGGAAGAAAACGGCUUUUGUUGGAUGCUUUGGCCUCAGUCCAAGAACUGCUUUCUUGCAGCUGACUUGAGUGAUGCAGACAAGGAUGGAAGACGGGAUGGAAAGCUUUGGAUUAGAAGCUGACUGUGGCAAAGCGAGGGCCUGGGCUAGCGGUGCUUACUUGUCUUCCAAAUUGGUUACAGCUACAUUGCUGGCUCUCCUUUCCCCUUCCUUCCUGAAGUAGAUUUCGAAAAGUCACAUCUCUGCAUUGCAUCAGUGCAUUGGACACUUCCCUUGGCAAUAAUAACAGCUGUAGCACAGUGACUCAUAGAGCAGAGAUGGGUGGAAAAAGCCCGGGGUGGAGGGGGCAGAGGAAGGAAGAGAUGGGAUGCCACACACAGGGAUCAGUAAGACACUGACCAAUGCUCCUGUGUCACCGCUGGUGGCGCCGGAUCCAGAGACCUGGAAGAGAUCCCACACUCAAGUUCACACCUCUCGGUGUCCUGCCUUGACCCUUAGCAUUAAUGCUUGUUUGCUGUGUCUGACAGCCUCUAGUACUUGGUCCUGGUUUUGGAGACUGCUGUGCUUUGGUGACCGAGGGGGGGGAAACCCAGAGUGAACGGAGGUGGUUUCGCACAUGCCCAUGCGUGCCUGAGAACGAAGAGCUGCCAUGGGGAGCGGGAUGAGUAAGGUCGUGGGAGGCCUGUAUCUUGGAAACAUCCGAGAUUCUGAAGACAGAGAGAACUUGGUGAAGAAUGGGGUCACGCACAUCUUGUCGGUGCAUAACAAUGCCAAACCUGUGUUAGAAGACAUGACUUACCUCUGUAUAUCAGCCUCAGACUCCUCCAAUCAAAACUUGAUACAACACUUUAAGGAGUGCAUCAGGUUUAUUCACGAAUGCCGGCUGCAUGGUGGAGGAUGCCUCAUUCACUGCUUAGCUGGAGUUUCCCGCAGCACUACUAUUCUGGUGGCUUACCUCAUGACCGUGACCAAUUUUGGAUGGGAAGAGUGCCUGACGGCCACCAAAGCGGUCCGUUCUUACGUGAGUCCCAACUUCGGCUUCCAGGAGCAACUGCAGGAGUACGAAUCGACUUUGCUCCAGGAGUACCGUGCCUGGAUCCAGCAGGAAUAUGGCAAGAACCCAUUCGGCGACCAAGAGGAGGUGCAGCGUUUAUUGACCCUGCAAGAAGAGAAGACAAAAGAACAACAAACUGGAUUGAGAGACACAAACUGGAUCAAUCGUCCGGGACCAAUGGACCCGCAGCCUCACAUGCCCUACGCUAGCAGCAGUCGGUGGAUGAACAGAUAACAAAAGCUCCGUUUGCAACCUUUCCAAGAUGCCACCCCAAAGUGCUGGAUUAUAAUACUAAUUCUUCUCUCCGGCAGCUGGGGAUAAUGGGAUGUGUAGUCUGGCACAUUUGCAGGGGGGGCAUCUGGUUAGGGAAAGCUGCCUUAAAGAGAAAGAUACUCUACCUGUUUUCCCCUUUGGAAGAAGGAUUUGUGUUACAUUGCCCUACAACAGAGAGCCAAUAGAUUAGGGCCAUUUUAAAGAUGCUGUUACCAUCAGCAUUGACAGGUGGUUUGAGCCAAGUCCACUCAUGUUUUAUUUCGGAAUGACAUUUCAUACGACGUUGAGGUGGUCAUUUGUAGAGAGCAUAACCCCCUUAAGUGCUUGUUGUGGUGUCUCCAAAGUCUAAGGAGAAACGGCAAAGAUGCUGUUUCGGAUGGAGAUGAAAUAGGAAGACUUUGGUCUUCUGGAUGAUUUAGACCUCAGCACCCAGAAUGUUUCACUUACUGGUCACAGUGGCUGGAGCUUCUGGGAAAUGAAGUCCAAAACAUGUGGAAAGCCAUAGCCAAACAUCAUUCCUCCAAACCCUUAUUUGAGUUUCCGAAGGAGACCUUUGAAAUGUAAUGAUCUAAGAAGUCAAGAAGCAGAGGACAGCUGAUAAUAAUACUUGUGGCAUGGUAUUCACAAAUGACAUGGGAUGCUUUUCUUCUCUAGCUUAAGAGACUUUGCGACUGAUGAAUUUACCAAAAGGACCUAUAAUCCAGGAGAGGGAAAUUUCUAGCAUUAUUCCUUGGAAAUAUGUCUGCUCUGACCAAUCUAGCGGAGACGCGUUCUUUAGCUCCAGCAAACAUUGGUGUGCAUUGCCAGGCGCAAAAACAGUUUCUUAUGCAGAGUUAUUUGUAAGAAAAGCAUCAGAUUGGUGUGUAUCAAUCUUUUGCAUGGGAAUGGAAAAGCAAAGAGCAGUGCUGAAAGUAGUACUUGUGGAAGUGAUUUAAAGAGAUCUUCAGAUGUGUGAUGCAAAUAUAAAACUCACAUUGGUAACACACAACAAACAUUGCCCCAAAGUGUGGUUUCUGAAGGCAUAUAAAGCAACAACCUUGCUGAAGUUACGUGCCAUUUGGGACACUUCAAAUGAACCGUCUUGGGUUCCACUGUGGAAGAAAAAUGGAAAAUCAGUGGAAUAAACUCAUUUCUUUAAAAAUUA